GCACUCUGUUUCUCGUUUCCCAGAUCCGAUCUCAUCUUCACAUCGACACGCAGAGUUUCUACUCCUUCAAGUCAAAGCUUUUUUCAUUUCCUUUUUCUUUUGUGAAAUUUCCCGGAAACUCAACCGUUCUCGGAAUUCACUUAGAGAGAAUAAAGUGCUCUCCGCUUGUUAGUUUGGGAUCAUUCCGAUUCUGGGUUAAUAGGAAAGGAAGUUCAUCAUGUUCCGUGUUUCGCCUAGUAGGAAUCAAAGAUCGAAGGGAUUGAAGGUAAAGCAUGCUCUUCAAAUAUGUGUUCUUGUCGGUAUCUGCAUCUGGUUGCUUUACCAAGUUAAGCACUCUGGUGAGAAGAAAAUAGCGUAUGCAUCGGGGAAUGAAUUCGUUAAGUUGGGGAGAAAGGACUUUCCUCGAUCGGAAGGAAUAACGGUUAAGGACGCUUGGGACAAGGAGGAAGAAGAAGAAGAAAGCAAGAAUGGAGGAGAAGAUAACAAGCCUGAGGUAAUUGAAGAUGAAGCGAAAGGGAAUGGGAAUGGGGAUGUUGACGCAAUGAAUGAGCAUGAUAAUGAGAAACCCGAAGAGGAAACCGAGCGCAGAGAAGAUUCAUUAGAUGGAGGAAAGGAAGAGAGUGAAGAGAGCAAAGAAAAUGGAAAUGAUGGGAGCCAGGAGGACACUGAGAACAAAGGGAACGAGGAGACACAUGAAGAGAAAGAGACGGAGAAGAGUGAAGGUGGGAUAGAGAAUUCAGGUGCCUUGGACAACCGGGUUCAAGAUGGAGUUGACCAGAACAAUGAAGAAGCGAGAGAAGAACAUUACAAGGCAGACGAUGCUUCCAGCGAAGUAGUCCAUGAUGCCCAAAAUAUAGCCGUUGAGAAUGAGACAAAUGGUUUGGAAAAUUCCAAUGUGUUGGAGCAGUUGGAAAACAAAGAUAAAGAUCAGGAGGACAAAACAAAUGGCAGUGAAGUAACUAAUGUCCAUCAUGACGAGUCAAAUGUGCAAGAAAAUGAAACAACUGAGAACAAUCAAGAAAGCAGUGAUGGGAGUAAUGAGGCUGAGUCAAAAGAAGAUCCGCAACCUGAUACAACACACGGUACAACUGAGAGUGAAAAUGAUAUAGUUCUACAAUCUGAGAAAUCGGAUUCAAGCGGCGAUGGUGAGCAACCGAACUCAAAUGCAACUCCAACUUCAACUGAGAAUGGGGAUGGGACUAAUGGAGGUUCUACAAGCUCUACAAGUAACUCUGAAUCUGUUGAAUCAAAUGGACAGACUGAAAACUCCAAUGUAUGGACCGGUUCAGACAGCAAUUCAAAUGUUCAGACUGAAGAAUCAAACAAUAAUUCUGGAGAGGGGACGCAAGAAAGUGUUCUGUCGCUAAACGGGAAUGAGAAUUCAAAUGAUAACGAGAACAAAGAAGUUUCUUCUGAUUCUUCAAUUGCCGAAGACGGUGAAACGUCCUCGAACACUAAUGAUAAUGCUCUUGCAGGUCAGAAUGGGAACGAUAGUGGCAGUACCAACAAUGAUGGGAAUGCAAAUGGGAACAGAAGCAGCAUCGACAAUCUGAGCAGCGCCACGGACAAUGCAACUGCAGAUGUUACUCAAAAGGACAACAAUUCGAAUGAAAAUGUUGCUCAGAGCAACACCGAAAACAAUGAAAGUGCAAGUCAGAACGAGAACAAUGCUACUCAGGGCAACACUGACAACAAUGAAAAUGCAACUUCAGAGGUUACUCAAAAGGACCAGAAUUCGAAUGUAAAUGAAAAUGCUGCUCAGAGCUACACCGAAAACAAUGAAAAUGCAGGUCAGAACGAGAACAAAGUCACUCAGAGCAACACCGACAACAAUGACAAUGCAGGUCAGAACGAGAACAAGGUCACUCAGAGUAACACCAACAACAAUGAAAAUGCAGGUCAGAACGAGAACAAUGCUGCUCAGAGCGGUGCCAACAAUGAAAAUGCAAGUCAGAAUGAGAAUAAUUCUUCUCAGAGCUACAACGACAGCAACAACAAUGAAAAUGCAAGCCAAAAUGAGGACAAUCAUGCUGUUCAGAGCAAUACCAACACCAAUGAAAAUGCAAGUCAGAAUGAGAAUAAUGCUUCUCAGAGCUACAACGACAACAACAACAACGAAAAUGCAAGUCAAAAUGAGAACAAUGAUGUCGUUCAGAGCAAUACCAACAACAAUGAAAACUCAAGUCAGAAUGAGAAUAACGAUGCUGUUCAGAGCAAUACCAACAACAACGAAAACUCAAGUCAGAAUGAGAAUAACGAUGCCGUUCAGAGCAAUACCAACAGUAAUGAAAACUCAAACCAGAAUGAGAACAACAAUGCCGUUCAGAGCUUCAACGACAGCAAUGGAAAUGCUAAUUACGAUGCAAAUUCAGAGCAAAGCAAAUCAGUCGAUUCUUCAAAUUCAUCGGAUGCAUCAUCUAAUACAGAUGGAAACACAGAUGCAAGCCAGAAUAAUCCCAAUGUUUCAUCCGAUGCUUCGACGACUCAAGCAGGUUUGGGAACUCUGCCAGAUACCACGACUGGGGAAAAUAACAGUGAGAAUGCAGCAGCUGCAGAAUGAAAUUUAUAAUGGUUUGUCGUUCACUAUAGGACCGUUUCUGCCGGUAAAUUUUUGUUUUCUUCUUCCUGAUGUGGGAUCAGGAAGUUGUAUGUUCUUGGCUACAUGUUGUGCUUUAUUGUGAUAUUACUGCUGAAAAAUAUUAUUUUGUACUUUUAGAUUUCUAGUUAUAAUAAUUGACGUUCCAAGUUUUCG
Messenger RNA from Hibiscus syriacus, 2752 nucleotides. RefSeq lists its product as uncharacterized. Bases 218 to 2560 code for a protein of 780 amino acids. NCBI's taxonomy places the organism in Eukaryota, Viridiplantae, Streptophyta, Magnoliopsida, Malvales, Malvaceae. The transcript is spliced from 5 exons. The record is from RefSeq and is a predicted model, not a curated record.